AUGUCUCUAAAAGCCCCCGAAAACAAACCAGUCCUGGAAGCCUUGAGCCUCAAAGGCAAGACUGUCCUCGUCACAGGUCAGUACUUCAUCCCUACUUUUGCCCAUCUACAGACCGAGAUCACCAACUCGUCUGCAUAUCGUGUAGGAGGCUCCCGUGGAAUUGGCCUCGAUGUUUCGCGUGGCAUGGCCGAGGCUGGAGCCAACGUAGCUAUCGCAUACCGAUCAUCUAAUAAAGCUGGGAAUGAGGCUGCGGCCGAACUAAGGGAGAAGCACGGUGUCAAGUCCAUUGGCUACCAAGCAGACGUGUCCGACCCGGCUGCCAACGACGACCUUGUAGCCAAGGUAGUCAAGGACUUUGGGUGCCUGGAUGUCAUUGUGAUCAACGCGGGUAUCUCUGACUGCUUUGAUACUAUCGACUCGACUCCCGCCAAAUAUCGCGAGCAGUUGGCCGUGAACUUGGACGGUGCUUUCUAUAGUGCCCAGGCUGCCGCAAAGGAAUUUAAGAAGCAAGGCUUCGGCAACAUCAUCUUCACAACCUCCAUCAGCGCUGUGAUCGUGAACCGCCCCCAGAACCAAUCCAUUGUAAGAGCCCCUGCACACGACGCGCGAGAUGUGAGCCGCUACUUACCAUUAAUCCAGUACAAUGCCUCCAAGGCUGGCCUUCUCCAUCUGGCCAAAAGCCUCUCCAUUGAGUGGAUUGACUUCUGCAGGAUCAACUGCAUCAGUCCGGGCUACAUAGCAACAGAGAUGGUACAGUACGAUCCAGAGGAAUGGAAGCGCCAAUGGCUUGCCGAGACACCCAACCGCAGAUUCGGCCAGCCUUAUGAGUUAAAGGGGGCCUACGUUUUCUGCGCAUCCGACGCAUCAAGCUUCAUGACGGGGGGUCACAUUGUGAUAGAUGGUGGAUACACGGUUGCUUAG
Molecule: messenger RNA, 921 nt
Organism: Clonostachys rhizophaga
Lineage: Eukaryota; Fungi; Ascomycota; Sordariomycetes; Hypocreales; Bionectriaceae
Source: the annotation of a GenBank genome assembly